AAAUUCCACGCGCGCGAAACGGUCAACGAAGCGAAAUUAGCAAUAAGAUAAUAGUCGAAAUAUAUUUGAGAAAGAUAAAAAUUUGCAAGUGGAAAUAUGCGGCUUGAUUUGGUGAUUUCGGUGUUCGCGCUUGCGUUAAUCAGCAUAACUUUGCCGGCAGAAGGCAAACGCGUAACCUUAGUUCCCCUUCCAGCCAGUGAGGUAUAUCGCUUGCUGCGUGAGGCGGGUCGCGAGGAUGCAGUGCCCGAGGGGCGCGUGGUGACUCAGGGUAUAGCAGCGGUGUCCGGUUUUGCCGUUGGAUUGGCUAAGGGCAUCGGUGGUUCAUUGCUUGUGGACUUGGCUGCUAAUCUCUUGGCAGCAAAUGGACAGAACGUAACCGGGGAAACUGAAGAAGUCUGCUUCAAUAGUCGCAGCUUGGAUGAGAUUGACGACGCUGAUGAUGAUGAGUAUGCGGAGGGAAGACAAGAUGAUGACGACGCAAUUACAUCGGUCGAUUAUUCAGAUUAUGAUAGUUCUAAUCCGGUGAGGAGCGAUGCUUCUUCGCCAUCUGUAACCAAUGCUGGCAUCGACUAUGGUGAUGACGAAGACAUUAGGGCUGGAGACGAUACCAGGAGUAGAACUAUUACAACUACAAAAACAGGCCCAGGUGAUUCGAUAAAUUGUGUGCUGAUAAAGCAGUGA
This is a messenger RNA of Bactrocera dorsalis (oriental fruit fly), 681 nucleotides long. RefSeq lists its product as uncharacterized. Lineage: Eukaryota; Metazoa; Arthropoda; Insecta; Diptera; Tephritidae. The record is from RefSeq and is a predicted model, not a curated record. The transcript has 2 exons. The coding region runs from base 97 to 681 and encodes 194 amino acids.